Molecule: messenger RNA, 1767 nt
Organism: Penicillium odoratum
Lineage: Eukaryota; Fungi; Ascomycota; Eurotiomycetes; Eurotiales; Aspergillaceae
Exons: 5
Coding region: 1-1767 (588 amino acids)
Molecular function (GO): magnesium ion transmembrane transporter activity; magnesium ion binding; cobalt ion transmembrane transporter activity
Source: RefSeq, a predicted model, not a curated record
AUGGCCGAAUUCUUCCGUGACUCUUUGAAUCCUGAACAGUACUACGAUGGUCUGACGGGCGCUCAAGGAUCUCUUCGGGAUAAGUUCAAAGACAUCGAUGAUAACACCAACUUCCGAACUUAUAUGCAUUUGUUGGAGAAAUCAGAGACACAAAACUUUGUCCUGGACUUUGGAAAUGAAGAUGCAUACUGUGCGACUGAUCUAGUCUCUGUGGACUUUAAAGCAUUGUUGAGUCAACCGCGAUCUAAAUGUUUUGGCACACGAUGGAUUCACCUAUGGGCUCCAGAGGAACAAACCGAGACCAUCAAGGUAAUCAUGUCUUUGUACGGUCUCUCGGAACGAUUACAAGGCUUGAUGUCCGCGCCGGUCUGUUCACCAGUCCAAACAGCCACAGCACCAAAUAAGCGACGGUCGCGGACGCGCGAUGUUGACUUAGAUCAUGAAUUCAAUGAUUUGGAGAAUGCACUUGCGUUGAAGAACUUGAAUCUACGCGAGCAUGAGGGCCUCCACGAUACCUCAUCCUUCAAGCACUUGACCUUUUCGCAAGUUACCAACCAGAUCUGGCAUUUUUCCUCCGUCGACCACGGUCCGCGAUAUACCUGCAUUGGCUAUAAUACGUUGUUUGUGACCCCUGGUGUGCCCAAAGAAACAAAUGAAAAUGGAAAAGACUUGCCCGAUGGCAAACGACUCUGGAACUGGCUGGUCCUUUGUGACGACGGCACAAUCAUCUCCAUGCAGGAAAAUCCAUUCCCUCGGCAGAAGGGAGCGUUGCAGGCGGAGCAGAUCAAAUUGCUGGACAUAGUGCGACGAAACGUCCGCUUCAUCGUCUCAGGGGUUUCGAAGCAACGCUUGAGCAUGUCAGAAAGUGAUUCACUCGUGACUAUCCGAGUUCGGCAUUUCAAUGAUGUUGGGCUGGAUCAAGCAGACAUCAAACAGGAAGACGGUCCGAGUUUGCUCUACUAUUAUAUAUUUGAUGAUUGGGUCUCCAGUUACGGUCUGAUUGCCAAACGAGAGCACCAAUACGGCGUCGCCCUGGAACGAUUGAGAAGCCAAAUGCUAGAACGCCCGGUUGUGGAGCUGGUUGAUGAGCUGCACUGGCUGGGUCGACGGCUGGCGGUUCUAAAGCGGCUGUACCAGAGCUACGAACUGAUAAUGCGACGAAUCCUGCAGCACCAGCGCCUGCUUCGUGAUGAGGCCCGGUCGGCCCAUCCACCGCCAUUAGCGUUUGGCGCCACAGUUGGAGACAUCGAGUUCGCCGACAUGCGACAGGGAAGUGUGGUCAGCAUCGGCAGCUCUCCAGAAGCCAAGGACAAGCCGGUAGGAGUGAUCCUGAGCUCGGCUGCGGUGGCAAGAUUCGAAAGACUCGUCGACCGUAUUAAUCUUUACUGCUUGAGCGAGAUCGAAUCCUGUCUACUGGAGAAGGAAUCCUUGACAUUCUUAAACUUUAACUUGAUAGCUUUGAAAGACUCACAAGCUGUGGAGAAACUCACGCGGAUCACCAUUCUAUUGGCCAAAGCAACCAUGUUGUUCUUGCCUGUCAGUCUCAUGACGGCCUACUUCUCCACUGAGCUGCAGGGGGUUAAGGGAGGUUAUUCAAAAGUGGAUUACUGGGCCAGCUUUGCGGUCAUCUUCUUCUUGACCCUGAUUCUCCUAACGAUCUUUGGAUUUGCCAGUGAUACCGUAGAGGGGAAAACAAUCUACAGGUCCCUUGUGAAAAGCUUCUUCCGUUCAUCACGACAGAGGAUCUCAAUACCGCGACGAAAGUGA